AUGUAUCACGUGAAUACUAAAUUAAACUUUCAAUUAAAAGAAAAUGCCAACGAUGCCUUAAAGGGUCGUGUAUUCGAAGUUUCUCUUGCUGAUUUGAAUAAAGAUGAAGAACAAGCUUUCCGUAAGAUCAAACUCAGAGUUGAUGAGGUACAGGGUAAAAACUUGUUAACCAAUUUUCAUGGCAUGGAUUUUACCUCUGAUAAACUUCGAUCUCUGGUCAAGAAGUGGCAGUCUCUAAUCGAAGCUCACGUUGACGUAAAGACAACGGAUGGUUAUUUGUUGCGUCUCUUUGCUAUUGCCUUUACAAAAAAGCGACCUAAUCAAGUUCGAAAAACUACUUAUGCUCAAUCAGAACAAAUUCGUCAAAUUCGAAAAAAGAUGUUUGAUAUUAUGAACCAGCAAGCCGCUACUUGUGAUUUGAAAGAGUUGGUACAAAAAUUCGUACCCGAAUCAAUUGGUCGUGAAAUUGAAAAGGCUUGUCAAGGAAUUUAUCCCCUUCAAAAUGUAUACAUCCGUAAAGUUAAGAUUAUCAAAAGUCCUAAGUUUGAUGUACAAAAAUUAAUGGAAUUACAUGGAGAUAAUCUUGAUACUGGUUCCAAAUUGGGUGGUAGUAAAGAUUUUAAAGAGCCUGAAAUUCAAGAAUCGGUGUAA
Funneliformis geosporum is the source of this 651-nucleotide messenger RNA. The record is from the annotation of a GenBank genome assembly. Lineage: Eukaryota; Fungi; Glomeromycota; Glomeromycetes; Glomerales; Glomeraceae.